Fomitiporia mediterranea MF3/22 is the source of this 1348-nucleotide messenger RNA. Its product is annotated as CDK-activating kinase assembly factor. The transcript is spliced from 3 exons. Gene Ontology annotation, molecular function: cyclin-dependent protein serine/threonine kinase activator activity. Bases 1 to 1284 code for a protein of 427 amino acids. The record is from RefSeq and is a predicted model, not a curated record. Gene Ontology annotation, cellular component: transcription factor TFIIH holo complex. Gene Ontology annotation, biological process: nucleotide-excision repair; positive regulation of cyclin-dependent protein serine/threonine kinase activity; regulation of transcription by RNA polymerase II. Lineage: Eukaryota; Fungi; Basidiomycota; Agaricomycetes; Hymenochaetales; Hymenochaetaceae.
AUGUCCAAACCGAACUCAAGCUGGCUACGUGGAACAGUCAUACGCAAGUCCGCCCUUCCAUCCUCAGCACAAAGUACGCGUUCUUCCACUCCCUCAGGCGGCCUUCCAUCCACUGCGGGUAGCACUUCUACCAACGCCAGCACUAGCACUGUAACAAAUGGCGGACCGUCAACAACAACAGCAUCAACGACGACAACGUCCUACACGUUCACCACAGGCGGCGGCGGCGGCGUCAAAGACUCAACAGGCAAAGUCUCCGAAUACUCCUCCCAAGACGACCAAUGUCCCGUCUGUAAAUCCGAUCGCUACCUCAACCCCCGUCUUCGUCUCCUCGUCAGCGCCUGUUAUCACAAAAUGUGUGAAUCCUGUAUUGACAGGUUAUUUACUUUGGGUCCGGCACCGUGUCCGAUUUGUGGGAGGACAUUGAGGAAGUUGGCGUUUAUGCCUCAGACUUUUGAGGACCUUGUGGUUGAGAAGGAGGUUGCUGUUAGGAGACGGUUGGCGAAGGACUUCAAUAAACAUAGAGAAGACUUCCCCGACUUGAAAUCAUACAACGACUACCUCGAAGAAGUCGAAGACAUCACAUUCAACUUAAUAAACGACAUCAACGUCCCCCAAACCGAAUCCCGCAUCACCAAAUACCGAUCCGAAAACGCCCAACUCAUCUCACGCAACAUCCAACGCGACGAAUCCUACGCCUCCACUCUCCGUCAACAAGAAGCUCUCGACCGCCUCGCACGCGAAGACCGUGCCCGUCAACUCGCUCUCGAAGAACAAUCGGAAAGAGAGAAGAAAAUGCGGGAGAGGGAGGAGUUGAUUAGUGCUUUGGAGAAUAGUGAGGAGGGGGUGGAUGCGCGGGAGUUGGUGAGGGAAGCUGCGAGGCGGUUGAGAGAGAAGGAAAGAAGAGAGAAGGAGAAAGAGAGGGAGAGGGAACGGAGAGCAGCAGACGUACCUUCUCGAUCUCUCCGCUCUCGUUCAGCUUUGCAAAACGCGAUUCCAGACGUCCCGCACGUACCAAUCCAGGACGACUGGUACGCAUACGAGGACCGUUACUCAUUACGCAGCGCGGGGUAUUAUGACCCCACGAGUGAAGCUGUUCGGAGAGACCGAGAGGGAAUCAUGCGUGCUGGUGGGUACGUGGUUGAGGAAGCUUGGGAACGUGCUCUUAGAUGUGCUGUUGCUGGACUUGACAUCGCUCCUUUAUCUUCAUCAUCUUCAUCUUCAUCUCCCGCCGUACCACCUUCGUUGACGAGUGGAGGAGACGUGGUCAUGACCGUUGUUUAGACAUUUAGACAUCUAGAUACACGGCAUCUGUCCUUCUUGCAUUAUUAUUAACAUUCUGCACUGC